Magnusiomyces paraingens is the source of this 1710-nucleotide messenger RNA. RefSeq lists its product as uncharacterized. NCBI's taxonomy places the organism in Eukaryota, Fungi, Ascomycota, Dipodascomycetes, Dipodascales, Dipodascaceae. The transcript has a single exon. Bases 1 to 1710 code for a protein of 569 amino acids. Gene Ontology annotation, molecular function: NADH dehydrogenase activity. The record is from RefSeq and is a predicted model, not a curated record.
AUGCUCUCUCGGUCGAUUUACCGUCAGAGAUUGAUGCUGACAUCUCCUCAACAAGCUGCACUGGCUAAAUCCCUCUCUCCUAUCAUCUCCAAACAAGCCAAUGCCCUCACUCGCAGACAAUUGUCCUCCACCCAGUCCCGUUUAGCCCCCCCAGGUGUCGGACCCUCUUCCUCCGAUAAAAAAUCUUGGGGCUUUUGGAAAACUCUUUGGAGACUCACAUAUACCUCUCUAAUUGUCGCAACUGCCGUCACCGGAUAUAGCAUUUAUGAAACCCGUCAUCCUCAGGACCAAGUCCCUCCAGCUCCAGGUAAAAAAACCCUUGUCAUUCUUGGAACUGGCUGGGGCUCUGUCUCUCUUUUAAAGAAAAUUGAUGCCUCUGAAUAUAACAUUAUUGUGGUCUCUCCUAGAAACUUCUUCCUCUUCACCCCUCUGCUCCCCUCUUGUACUACAGGCACUGUCGAACACCGCUCUAUCAUGGAACCCGUCCGUAACAUUAUUCGCAACAAGGAAAACUCUGUCACCUACUACGAAGCUGAAGCUACCUCGGUCGACUAUGAUAAUCACAAGCUUACCAUCCAAGAUGCUGUCAACCACUCGGAAAAGGUUCUCGAUUAUGACUACCUCGUCAUUGGUGUCGGAGCCCAAAACUCUACCUUUGGUAUCCCCGGUGUCGAGCAAAAUGCCUGCUUUUUAAAGGAAAUCCCCGACGCUCAGAAAAUCCGCAAGAAGAUUAUGGACUGUAUUGAAUCUGCCUCGUUUUUGGACCUUGAUGACGAAGAACGUAAGCGCUUCCUCCACACCGUUGUUGUCGGAGGUGGCCCCACUGGUGUUGAGUUUGCUGCUGAAUUACAAGACUUUUUCGAAGAAGACUUGAAGAAAUGGAUCCCAGAAAUUGCAAAGGACUUUAAGGUUACUCUUGUUGAGGCCCUCCCCAAUGUUCUCCCCUCCUUUUCCAAACAACUUAUCCAAUACACUGAAAAUACCAUGAAGGCUGAACAAAUCACUGUCAUGACCAAAACAAUGGUCAAGAAGGUUGAUGAAAAGAAUAUCUAUGCUGAAGUUACCAAGGCUGAUGGCUCAAAGGAAAUGAUGGUUCUUCCCUAUGGUCUCCUCGUCUGGGCUACUGGUAACUCUACCCGCCCUGUCACCCGUGACUUGCUUUCUCGUGUUGCUAGCCAGCGUGGCUCCCGCCGUGGUCUUCUCGUCAAUGAGUACCUCGUUGUCGAAGGUACUUCCGACGUUUGGGCUCUUGGUGACUGCACGGCUACAAAGUAUGCCCCCACCGCCCAAGUUGCUGCCCAGCAGGGUGUCUACCUUGCCGGUCUCUUUAACCAACUUGCCAGAGCCGAGGAUAUUGAGUCCGAAGUCAACAAACUUGAGUCUCUCGCCAAGACUACUACUAAUGACUCGGACCGUAAGGCCGUGCUUGCUGAAAUGGAGGCCAAGGCUCGCAAGUUGCGCCGCACACGGUCGCUGCUGCCGUUUGAGUACUCCCACCAGGGUUCGCUCGCAUACAUUGGUUCAGACAAGGCUGUUGCCGACCUGACAUUUUGGGGUGAUACCUCCAACUUUGCCACGGGUGGCCAGCUGACUUACCUCUUUUGGCGGUCAGCUUAUAUUUCCAUGGUCUUUAGCACACGUAACCGUUUGCUGGUGAUUAUGGAUUGGCUCAAGGUUAAGAUUUUUGGCAGAGACGUUUCGAGAGAAUAA